AUGGAGGUGCUGAUCCUGAAGAAGGAAAUCCAAGAGGAAGCUGACUACGUUAAUGAACCAGUACGUCCUGUGUAUAAAGUGGCAGCCCCUCCAGACCAGAGGUUCCUCUUCUUCUCUCAGACUCUUCCACCGAUAGCCGUGUGUUGGCUGAUACUGGUGCUCAUCCUGGGCCUUCGUAUCCACUUCACGAAUGUCCUUUCUGUCAACGAGGCCAAGCUGACGGCAGAAAUCCAGCAGCUGAAGACGCUGACGCGACGCCUGAACGCAUCGGAAGACGUUUCCACUCCGCCGGCCGCCAUUCGGAACCGGACAGACCGGUCUGCAGGAGACCAGGAGCCGGAGACCAACGUCAGUCGAGCUCAGUGGAGCGUCGACGCCUACUGCCCCGGAUCGAACGGAAGACGAUGUCAACCCUGUCAGCGAGGCUGGCACUUCUUCCAGUCCGGCUGCUACGCGAUGCUUUACCCUGAUCCUCCCGGUUGGAAGACCUGGGAAGAAGCUCGAGAGGACUGCAGAGGAAAGAAUUCAGAUUUGGUUUCUAUGGAUAACGCUGCAGAAAAAGAGCUUCAUCGGUCACUCCAGCAGUUCCGGGACCAAGGGACACUGGAUCGGCCUGAGGGUCGAAGACGGGAGAUGGAAGUGGGUCGACGGAAGUGAUCUGAACCAAACGUGAGUCUCGCACGUUCUGAAUUAGUUUUCCCGCGCCGGCCUUCGGCCUCAGCGUCGCGUUGUCCCCUCAGCUCCUGGAUCGUCGCUCCCGCCGACGGCCACUGCGCCGCUUCCGUCACGGCUGCCCGAUGGAGGUCCGUGAGCUGCGGCGACCGAAACCGAUGGAGCUGCAAAAAGAAAGCUUUGUUUGUUUGAUCGCUGCAAUCGGCGAGAUAUUAUCAACUGGCGUCCCAAUAUUAAACACUUUUUCUAUGAUUUCAAAGCGUUUUGUGUCUUUGAAAAAGCAGAUUAUAGUCAAUUCUGAGGAACUGAGAACGAUGUCGGAAUUAUGGCAAAAGGUC
Molecule: messenger RNA, 1010 nt
Organism: Cyclopterus lumpus (lumpfish)
Lineage: Eukaryota; Metazoa; Chordata; Actinopteri; Perciformes; Cyclopteridae
Product: C-type lectin domain family 12 member B-like
Exons: 6
Coding region: 1-657 (218 amino acids)
Biological process (GO): negative regulation of signaling receptor activity; natural killer cell inhibitory signaling pathway
Cellular component (GO): external side of plasma membrane
Molecular function (GO): signaling receptor regulator activity; protein phosphatase binding
Source: RefSeq, a predicted model, not a curated record